Messenger RNA from Dreissena polymorpha, 1202 nucleotides. Its product is annotated as beta-1,3-galactosyltransferase 1-like. The record is from RefSeq and is a predicted model, not a curated record. NCBI's taxonomy places the organism in Eukaryota, Metazoa, Mollusca, Bivalvia, Myida, Dreissenidae. The transcript has a single exon. Gene Ontology annotation, cellular component: membrane. Bases 1 to 759 code for a protein of 252 amino acids. Gene Ontology annotation, molecular function: hexosyltransferase activity.
AUGCACGAAAAAAUUGACCUUCUGAUACUUGUUUCUACUGUGCACAAGAAUGGCUUCGUUCGGGAGGCAUUACGGACCACGUGGUUGUCAUGCACGAAAAACAAUACUGCAAAUGUGAGGCACGUUUUCCUUCUAGGAAAAACAUUUGACAAUAUGUUACAGGAAUCUGUAAUGAGAGAAAAUGAUAUACAUCACGAUAUCGUUCAGGAGAUGUUUAUCGACACUUACCAAAAUCUUACCUACAAAACAAUAAUGGGUUUUAAGUGGGCCUCUACCAAAUGUUCUAACGCACAUUUUGUUAUGAAAACAGACGAUGACAUGUGGGUAAAUGUACCUUCGUUAGUGAAGUUGUUGUCGGGAACCGACCUCGCAAACUAUUUACAAACAGGUCUGACCGGCGAUUGUAGAGCAAAAGUAUCACCCAUCAGGAAUAAAAAUUUCAAAUGGUACGCGUCUUUACUUUCGUAUCCUGACGUGUCUUAUCCACCUUUUUGUUCAGGGACUGGAUACUUGACCAGCAUUAAGGUUGCAUCCGAAAUUUACCAUGUUUCUCCGAACGUGCCUUUCUUCCAUCUAGAAGACAUCUAUGUUGCUUUGUGCGCGCGGCGACUCGGGUUAUCGUUAAAGAAAACUGUAGGUUUCUACGCAGGACACAGACUGAAUGUAUGUGAUUACAAAAAGGACGACGUCUUAACAGUACAUCACGUAACGCCUUCGAAGUUAACUGAGAUAUGGAAUACGCUUUGCAGUCUCAAAUGAGCGAGGAAGUUACAACCAUAAUGAUAAACAAAUACUAAAUAAUUGGGUCAUUUGAUAACCAUGUGCUUGCCUAACUUAAUUUAGUCACUCUAGUUUAUGUUUGUGUUAUUAACAAAACUGUUGUCAGUGAUAAGUUAGUUGGACAAAGGCUGAACCAAUAUCUAUUCCUUUUAUGAGUUAGCUCUGUUAGUUGAUUUAAACAGAAAUUCGUCAUUGUUUGUGAUUGAUAUAGCAACAUUUUAAUAUUCUUCAUGUAUAUUAAAUAAGUUUAGCUAAAUAUACUUUUUAGACUUUAUAUCACCUGUCUUAAACCAUAACAUGUAGGUGCUGAGUAUUAUAAAUAAUUGUUAAUCAUUUUGUUGCGAAAUACGGUAAUUGCAUUAAUUUAGUAUCACCUUUAUUGUAAUAUGUCACAUUUUACUAUGCGCUAAUGUUUUUAGUUG